AACGUUGAAAGGUUUUCUGCUAUCAGAGUACCAACUCUCUCGUCGGAGAACACACACCGUUGCGAAUCACGUUCGUUUUCCUAUUCUAUUGGGGUUGGUUAGGGAAGUUAAAGGAUAGUCGGGAUGGCGUACCAAGGCGGAGGAGGUACCAUGAAGUCGACCUCUAUUAACGGAGUGAAGAUGUAUACGAUGGCGGGACAACAGCGCUCCCUCGCCACUUGGCUACCGCCGAAGAAGCUUAGAGCUCUUCGCAAAGACAAAAAUUACAUGGAAAGGGUGGAUUUGAUCCAAGAUUUAAGAUUUGAAACUGCAACAACUAGAAUUAAAGCUACCCCUGAUGGCGAAUUUCUCAUUGCUUCAGGUAUUUACCCUCCACAAGUUAAGGUAUAUGAAUUAAGGGAGUUAUCGUUGAAGUUUGAAAGGCAUCUGGUAUCGGAGAUCAUCAAUUUCCAGGUGCUGAGUGAGGAUUAUUCAAAGCUUGCGUUCCUUUGUGCUGAUCGUUCUGUUAAUUUGCAUGCGAAAUACGGAAGUCAUUACAGUUUACGCAUUCCAAGGAUGGGAAGGGAUAUCAUAUAUGAUUGCUGGUCAUGUGAUUUGAUAUGUGCGGCUUCUUCACCCGAUUUAUACAGAAUUAACUUAGAACAGGGACGCUUUCUAUCUUCUCUUAACACACAAUCUCCAGCGCUAAAUGUAGUCUCAAGAAGCAAGUAUCAUGGGCUGAUUGCUGGUGGUGGUGAGGAUGGUGCCGUUGAAUGCUUUGACAUGAGGGUAAAAUCUUCUGUGGCCAGGCUCAAUGCCGUUACUUCUGAAAGUGACGGUGAUCAGGAAGUCACUGCCAUAGAGUUUGAUGGAGAUGGAGGCUAUCAUAUGGCUGUUGGAAGUAGUGGUGGAAAGGUGAUGAUAUAUGAUCUGCGCUCAUCAUCUCCUCUUCGAGUCAAAGAUCACAUGUAUGGAAGCCCUAUAUUAAACAUCAAAUGGCAUCAAACUCUCAACUCUGAGCGACCAAAGCUAAUUACUAGUGAUAAGCAUAUUAUUCGGAUUUGGGAUCCAGAAACCGGGGACGGAAUGACUAGUAUUGAACCAACAGCUGGCGCAAUUAAUGACAUGUGCGUGUUCAACGAAAGCGGACUGAUGCUAUUGGCUCUAGACACCAGUCAAAUCCCUUCGUAUUUUUUACCCUCAUUGGGACCCGCUCCCAAGUGGUGUUCAUACAUCGAAAACUUAACAGAAGAGAUGGAGGAGGAUGCACAGACUACUAUUUAUGAUGAUUACAAAUUUUUAACAAAAGAGGAACUUGAGAAGUUGAAUUUAACCAAUUUAAUUGGCACAAAUCUUCUAAGAGCCUACAUGCAUGGAUACUUUAUCGAUUUCCGCUUGUAUAAAAAGGCCCAGGCAGCGGCUAAUCCAAUGGUGUAUGAAGAAUAUAUAGAGAGACGGAAGCGGGAGAAGGAAGAAGAGGAACGCAGUACCCGAAUCACGAUUAAGAGGAAGUUGCCUAAGGUUAACCGUACUCUUGCAAAACGUCUUCUUGAAGAUGAAGAAAUAGAAGCUAACAAAAAAGAAACCGAUGUUGUUGAUACCAAGAAACCAUCUAAGAAAAAGAAGGGGCUCACUUCUGACGUUCUUCAAGAUGAACGGUUCGGAUCUCUGUUUAAUAACGAGGACUUUGAAGUCGAUGAAAACUCUUUAGAGUAUCGGGCUUUGCAUCCUUUAGCUGCACCUGUGCAGCAGUCGUUAGUGAAAGAACAUUUUGAUCCGUUUAUGGAGGAAGAAGAUGAGGAUCAAAGUGAAUCUGAUGCAUCAGAUGAUGAUAAAGACGAAAAGAAAUCUCGUGCUCCAAGAUUGUAUGAAGUGAAGGAUGAAAGGCACGCAGAAGCAUUUAGAAACCGCAAGUCACUUGCCAAAGAGGAUGCAUUGCCGCUGGAAGAGAGGAUAAAGGCUUUAGAAAACAAUAAAAGUUCCAACGGUUUCAACAAAGUUAAAGCGGGACCUGGUGGGUCACGAGAGAUCUCGUUUAUAUCCAGAAGCAAAGGGAAGUAUGUGGAAGACGGGUAUGAUAAUGAUGAUGAUGAUAACCCUCGUGAAAAACGAAGGGGAAUACAGUCACUAGGGUUGAAAUCCGAUAGAUCAGGGUUUCAGGGACGGGGCCGUGGAGGCGGAAGAGGGCGGGGAGGUGGCAGUGGAAGAGGAAGAGGACGAGGAGGUGGCGGUGGUGGAAGAGGGCGUGGAGGUGGCGGAAGAGGGAGAGGAAGGGGUCGGCGGUGAAGUUAGUUUGAGAAAUACGUAAUAGUGAGUGACCUGAAUGUAGUUUUUACUAUUAUAUACAAUUUUGUAGGGUGCAAAUUUUGUGAUGAUUCUGAAGAAUUACCCCCCCAUGAUGAAUGUAACAUUAAAUUUGUUGAAAAUUAUAAAAUUCGUCUAACUUUGAGCUUGGAGCA
Molecule: messenger RNA, 2438 nt
Organism: Helianthus annuus (common sunflower)
Lineage: Eukaryota; Viridiplantae; Streptophyta; Magnoliopsida; Asterales; Asteraceae
Product: nucleolar protein 10
Exons: 17
Coding region: 124-2265 (713 amino acids)
Biological process (GO): maturation of SSU-rRNA from tricistronic rRNA transcript (SSU-rRNA, 5.8S rRNA, LSU-rRNA)
Cellular component (GO): nucleus; nucleolus; small-subunit processome
Molecular function (GO): protein binding
Source: RefSeq, a predicted model, not a curated record